Molecule: messenger RNA, 621 nt
Organism: Schistosoma spindalis
Lineage: Eukaryota; Metazoa; Platyhelminthes; Trematoda; Strigeidida; Schistosomatidae
Source: the annotation of a GenBank genome assembly
AUGGAGAAUGCGGUUCCCGAAUUUGCUCGCCGUUUGUACAAAGAGUGGCGUGAUUUCACAGCUGAACCAGUCGAAGGCAUCCAGUUAAUGCUCAAUGAGCAAGAUAUGACGGAAGUUCAAGUUGUACUUGAUGGUCCAGUUGGUACCCCUUAUGAUGGUGGCAAAUUCCGUCUGAAGAUGUUGAUUCCUAUGCAGUAUCCGAUGGAACCACCGAAGGCUUACUUCUGCACGAAAAUUUUUCACCCAAACAUAGCACCAAACACCGGAGAGGUUUGCGUAAACACACUGAAGAAGGAUUGGAAAUCCAAUUUGGGACUCCGACAUAUCCUUUUAACUAUAAGGUGUUUGUUGAUAGAACCGAAUCCAGAGUCAGCUCUUAAUGAGGAAGCUGGAAAGUUGCUAUUAGAAGAUUACGGUGAAUUUGUGGCAGAAGCUCGGCUCCUCACAGAAGUACAUGCUUACUGGCAUGUUCGGGAACAAACAAAAGUCGGUAGUCAGAAGUUGCAUCAAGACGACCAUGCAAGUGUCGAUAUGUCAGGUAAUUCGACUGAUGCGCGUACACAUUCUAAAGUGACACAACGCAAUAACUCGUCAUUUCGUAAAGCGCUCAAACGGUUGUAG